CAAUCUCUCUCUCCCUCUCUCUAUACAAAUUCAAAUUCUUUCCUUUUUUUUUUUUUUAAUAAAGAAAAAGAGAAGAGAAGUAGAACUCCUCUCUUUUCAACCAAAAGAAAAAGAAAAAGAAAAAAAAAAGGCUAUGGUAUUCUCAUCAAGUUCAACCUCACCCCACUUUGUACUUGAACAAAAGGGCUUGGGCUUGGGCUUGGGCUUGGGCUUGGGGUUUCCAAAAAACCCCAUAAACAUUGUGAAGAAAAAGCCCAAUCAAAGAAAAGAGGUGAUUUCAUUCGCACUAAACUCCCCGUUUGUGUUCCAUUUCCCGAAACAGACCAAUAAACCCCCAAGAAUCACAGAACACCACACUUCCAAAUGUCGUCAUCCUUCCCACUGGAAUUUACUGCAAAAAGUAGCUUCCACGGCCUUCGACAUCCUCGAACAAACCUUUCUAAAUAACGACAACCAGAAUCUUCCUAAAAACUUCGACCCACAUUUCCAAAUCGUCGGAAAUUACGCUCCUGUUCCGGAACAACCAGUUUCUCAUUCACUUCCCGUCACCGGCGUCAUCCCCGAUUGGAUUAAUGGCGUCUAUCUCCGAAACGGUGCAAACCCAUAUUUCCAACCCCUCGCCGGACAUCACCUUUUCGACGGCGACGGCAUGAUUCACGCUGUCACAAUCGGUGGAGGACGUGCAAGCUACGCCUGUAGGUUCACUGAAACAGAGAGGCUCGUCCAAGAAAAAUCCAUCGGUCGGCCGGUGUUUCCUAAGGCCGUCGGCGAGCUUCAUGGACAUUCCGGCAUUGCUCGUCUCCUUCUAUUCUACGCUCGAGGAUUUUUUGGAUUAAUCGACCACCGUCACGGCACCGGAGUCGCCAAUGCGGGUUUAGUUUACUUCAACGGCCGUCUUUUGGCCAUGUCAGAGGACGACCUUCCGUACCAAGUCCGUAUCACUCCUUCCGGUGACUUGAUCACCGUCGGGAGGUAUAAUUUCGAGGGCCAACUCAAUUCUCCGAUGGUCGCUCACCCUAAAAUCGAUCCGGAAUCUGGGGAACUUUUUGCCCUCAGCUACAAUUUCACUCGCAAGCCGUAUCUUAAACACUUCCGAUUAACACCAGAUGGGAAAAUGUCGCCGAAAAUCGAUAUUCCAUUAGACAUUCCGACGAUGAUUCACGAUUUCGCCAUAACAGAGAAAUUCGUCGUGAUUCCAGACCAGCAAGUCGUAUUCAAUCUUCAGAAAAUGCUCACCGGCGGAUCUCCGGUAAUGUACGACGAGAAAAAGAAUCCCCGAUUCGGGUUCUUACCGAAAAACGCAACAGACUCGUCGAAUCUCACGUGGGUUGAUUCUCCCGCUGACACAUUCUGUUUCCAUCUGUGGAAUGCGUGGGAAGAAACAGAGUCAGACGACGUCUUUGUGAUCGCGUCUUGCAUGACCCCACCGGAUUCCAUUUUCAACGAACGAGACGAGGAAUUCAAGGCAGUCCUAACCGAAAUCCGGUUCAAUUUGAGAACCGGGAAAUCGUCUUCCCGGCCAAUCGUAUCGGAAUCGGAGCACAUGAACCUAGAAGUCGGAGUUGUGAACCGGAAACGACUCGGGAGGAAAACCCAGUACGUUUAUUUGGCAAUUACAGAUCCCUGGCCGAAGGCCUGUGGGUUUGCGAAGGUGGAUGUUUCGUCGGGAGAGGUAAAGAAGUAUAUUUAUGGCGAUGAACGGUACGGCGGAGAGCCAUAUUUUUUGGGAAGAGAAAUGGGUUUUGGUUGCGAGGAAGAAGAUGAUGGGUAUAUAAUGGUUUUCGUCCACGAUGAAAAGGAAUGGAGAUCAGAGCUUCAGAUUGUGAACGCCAUUGAUUUGAAAUUGGAAGCUUGUGUGGAACUGAAAAGUAGAGUACCUUAUGGUUUUCAUGGCACGUUCGUACAUGCUAAUGACUUAAGACAUCAGGCAUAGCUUGGUAUGAAUCGUUGGAUGAGGCUACUACAAUGUGAUUGUUAAUCAUAACACGUAGAUUCGAAAAUUUGUAGGAUUAGGAAUUGUUUUUGAUGCCUAAGUUUUGGUUUUGGUUAUGUAGGAGGAUGGGAUGUGGUGUAUUUUAGUGGUUGAGUAAGUUUAGUAUAAUGGAUUUAUUUAUUUGUUGAAUUAAAUGUGAUGAGAUUGUAGCAAUAAAAAUAUAUCACAUCGAAAACAGACUUUGUGACUGAAGGUAAA
Messenger RNA from Cucumis melo (muskmelon), 2191 nucleotides. Its product is annotated as 9-cis-epoxycarotenoid dioxygenase NCED2, chloroplastic-like. Gene Ontology annotation, cellular component: chloroplast stroma. The transcript has a single exon. Gene Ontology annotation, biological process: carotene catabolic process. The coding region runs from base 134 to 1933 and encodes 599 amino acids. Gene Ontology annotation, molecular function: carotenoid dioxygenase activity. The record is from RefSeq and is a predicted model, not a curated record. Lineage: Eukaryota; Viridiplantae; Streptophyta; Magnoliopsida; Cucurbitales; Cucurbitaceae.